UUUUUGUAGGAUUGUGACGUAGUAUGUUGACCUAGAUCGGCAGUAAAAAUAGUAAGAUAACAGAUGGCGACUGUCAAAUUAUUCUAAGCAACAAUAUCAAUCAAAAAGAGGAAAGUAUAGAUAAACUUGAAAUUGCCUCAGGUUGAAAUAAUUUGUUAAAUGAAGUUUAAAGAUGAAUACACUCACAGUAGAGGGUGGACUGAUUAACAAUGAGAGCCUUGGUCAUUUUUGUAAAAUAGGCAAAGAAAGAAUUAGCGAUGAGCUGGACAACCUGAAUAAAGUCAUGUUUAAAUGUGGAGGAUGCAGAGAAGAACUUAAGACAAUAUGUGAGUUACAUGAGCACCUUUUAACAGAGUUUUUAUUGGGGUCAUACCUGUAUAAUCACGAUACAAGAACAGCAUUUCCGGUACAUGCAUCUGUUUCAAAAGAGACUCAAACAGAGAGCCCAUGUCAUGUGACAGAAGAUAAAUGUGUUACAGUAGAUUGUCAACAUCAUAGAAAAUUAAUUUGUGUAAGUGAUAUUGAAAAUCAUUUUGGAAUAUUGAAGGAUGGUUCACAAGUCACUUCAGAUAAUUUUAGGCAAGAAGAUGGUAGUGAUGGAUUCAAAAAUGAAAGGAAAAGAAAAUGUGAAAAAAGAAAAAAAGGAACAGGUCGUGGGAAAAAAGCGAAAAAGAAAGCAAGACCCAGAAAUAGUAAUCAUUGUAAAAUUGAAAAUGUCAUAGAUUCAGUAGAAGAAGUAAAUGAUGAUCUCAAGCAAAUAGGUGAUUCUCCUGAGUCACAGGAUAUAGUAGAUAACCAGUUGAAUGCUGUGAAAGAAGAGGUAAUGGAUUAUAACUAUGACGAGUCCACUGAUGAAAACACUGACAACUUACAUGAUUUGGAAAUCCCGGUAAAUGGACAAUCAAAGAAAAAACCAUCAAUCAAGAAGGUAAAGAGACAAAUGAAAAUGAAGAUAAGCUCAGGUGCAAAAAGUAAAAAGUCGCACAAACUUAAAAAAAGGUCAAUUCAAUCAAAUCAUACAUUAAUGGAAACUACAGGUGUAGACGAAGAAAGUGUUUAUAUACAUUUAAAUCACACUGAAAAUGAUAAUUUUCUAAAUAAUAAUUCAAAUGACAGGAAUUUUCUGAAUAAUAAUUCAAAUGACGGGACCAAUUCUGAUUUUAAAGAAUGUGAUGUUAAAAAGAGAGGUCGUCCGAGAAACAAAACCGAGAAAUUUACCGGUACAUGUGAUCACUGUGAUACUGUGUUCCAUAGUGAAAAACGGUACAAUAUGCAUUUAUACAGUGUUCAUAAGGCUCUUUAUCCAUUCUCCUGUAAACAAUGCAACUUUAAGCCAUUUACAAACAAGGAGGACUUUAAUGAACAUAAGGAACACCAUCCAAAACAAGUUUAUAAUUGUGAACUGUGUGGUAAAGAACUUAAAUCAAGGGAAGGUUUGAAGCUGCAUGAAUAUAUACACUCAGGGGAGAAACCAUAUUGCUGUGACCAGUGUGACUACAGGGGACGUACAUCUACACAGCUCAGACAACACAUGUACACACAUAUGGACUCCAAAACUGAACAAUGUGAGCACUGUGGCAAGGCCUUCUUUACCAAGGGCAAACUCAAAGAACAUUUAAGGUAUUGUCGUAAAGAGUUUAAUCAUUACUGUCCGCAUUGCCAGAAAGGUUUUCCAACUAACUCAGGUCUACGUAAACAUAUUCUGAUGCACACAGGUGAACGAGCAUUUGUUUGUGAUGUUUGUGGAUUUGCAACAUUUAGGAUUUCUUUACUUAACAGUCAUAUGAGGACCCAUACAGGUGAAAAACCUCACAAGUGUAAGGAAUGUGGUGCGAAGCUGGCUACACGUGGUACAUUGUUGUUACAUCUACGAACACACACUCACGAGAAACCAUUUGUAUGUUCAUACUGUAGCAAGGCCUUUACUUCAAAAUGGAAUCUACAGACUCAUCUUAGACAACAUACAGGGGAAAAACCAUACAAAUGUGAAAUAUGUGGUCAGGGUUUCAAGCAGAAUGUAUUACGAAAAGCCCACAUGCGAAGUCAUCUUGAAUGUACCUCGAUUGAACCAAAUACAGAUGCAUUAACCAUUAAAGAUCUUUCUACAGAACUCCUUACCACCAUGGAGCCGGACAACAAAGAACAUAACCUCCAGAAUCAUAUGGAUACACUUGACACGAGGGAACCAGUCAGUAUCAUAGGUAGUGACAGAAGCUUGGAACCGGACAAAAUUCACAUGGAAAGUUUUGUUUACGAUAGAAAUAUAGAUGGGGAUAUGUUGAACCAAGGUGUACCAAGUGAGAACUUGCAUCCCUUAGACCUAAAGUUGCACUUUUCAAGUGGGGCUGAUUUGAAGACUAUGUAUAAUACCUCUGUGAUAAACUCCCACCAGUUACAAUCCACAUCAUUUGAUAUGAUCAAUUAUCAGGAUAUUAAACAUGUGUGAUGAAUGAUAAAACAUAUAUAUAUAUAUAUUUAUUUAUUUAUUUAUCUGUCCGAUAUUAAGUUGAAUAUAUUUGUCAUCAAAUUGAUAAAGUAGACAUUGCUAGAAAGUAGAAGCGAAACCACUUCAACCUAAAUUAAUAAUAUGCUGAAGUUUAAUGCAUGUUUAAUCUUGUACUUUUUGAAUUUUUUUAAUUAAAGCAAUUAAAUUUUGUUUAAUAAGAAUCCAAAAUUUAAGGUGCAUAUAUCUUGGGGUUUUUUUUAUCAGCAUUGAACUUCGAUUUUAUUUCUUAUAAACUGAAAUGUUGCUUGAGAAAUAAAAUUCUGGAUAAAUGUACUAACAUAUAAAUGCAUGAGGGUACUGGUCGGGGACCAUCAACUGGAUACUUUUGAAGAUAUUUCUAUACAGAGUUCAUAAGAUCUAAAAAUUUGACAUAGUACAUCUAAGUUCUUAAGUGCUGAUUAUGUUGACACUUAUAUCUGAGGCCCGUCAAGGGAAAUAUCAGAAUUACCUAAAUUGUCUACACUACAGUACCAUGUGUCCUGUGACAGAUAUGUAAUGACUGAUUUAAUUCAGAUAAAAUCUUGGGUGUUUUAUAAUUUUUUGUUUUCAACAUGAUAUACAAUAUUUCAACAGCAUUUAGGAUAUUCUAUUGUUUACUCUGCAAAUGAUCAUAGCUAGUACAACAGGUAGGGUAUAGCAUUCUGAUGUCCAUUGUCAACAUUCUUGAAAAAUACAUUAAACUAUUACUGUAUACAUAAGUUGAUAUAAAUAUAAUUACUUAAUUAUAGAAGAAAUAUGCAUUUAUUGUUGAUUAAAAAGUGCCUGAUAGAUUGAUAACCACUGAACAAAGAAAAUCUCAUCCGGGUUUGAUGGUCCCCAACCAUUAUAUAUAACUUUCUCUGCAUUUUCUUACCAAAACGUUUUUUCAAACAUAUAAACACCCAUCAAAGCGAUGAAUGUAAUGCUUUACCCUUGUUAUGAUUUUUUUUUCAUUGUAUCAUAAACAUUCCUGUACCAAUAUACUAUUUAUAUUAACACAAUUUGUAAUCAGAGUAAACGUAAAGUUUAGACAUGGCUUGCUUAGACAUGGCUUUGCUUAAAACUAGUCCUGUCUGUAUUUUAAAAUCAACUAUUUUUGUUAUGUAUUCAAGUUAAUGACAUUGAAAUCUGUUCAUCUGAAUAUUUGAGCCGUGUCAAGACAAAACCAACAUAAUGGGUUUGCGACCAGCAUGGAUCCAGACCAGCCUGCGCAUCCGCGCAGUCUGAUCAGGAUCCAUGCUGUUUGCUUACAAAUCCUAUAAAAAGUAGAGAAACUGAUAGCGAACAGCAUGGAUCCUGAUCAGACUGCAUGGAUGCGCAGGCUGGUCUGGAUGCAUGCUGGUCGCAAAUGCAUUACGUUGGUUUUGUCGUGACGUGGCUCAUUUUACUUUUUCAUUGGGAUGGGCUGUAUUUCUGAUAUGUUUUAUAAUUGGUAAAUUCUGUAGAUAACAAAUGCAUUCUUUAAUAUUUAACAUGCUUGUAAUAUUUUAAUGCAUAUUUAUAUAUACAAUCUAUAGUCAGAGCACACCUGUAGUCAAAUUAGUAUAUUGUAUCUUUAAGAAUGCUAGGCAACAUAAUUUAUAAUAGAACAAAUGACUUAUUCUAUUUCACUAUUUCUACCAUACAUAUCAUAAGAAACAACAUGUGACAUAGACUUUCUGUCAUGGUGGUUCUUAAAUGCUAAAAAUGUAAUGAAGUUGUAGGUUAUAUACUCAACGGCCCAAAUAUUAUCUGAAUUUAUGUAAGUAAAAUUACCAGAGUAAUAAUUAAAGUUUAUAAUUAACUUGUAGAAAAACUAGCAAAAAAAUAAAACUUUUAAUAACAAUCUAAUCAUCUUAGAAGAACUUGUUUUGUGCUUUUAUCAACUGGUUAUUACUAAACGGAUUGUGAUAUUUUGAAAAGUUGAGAAGUAAAGUUUAUGAAAAUUG
This is a messenger RNA of Ruditapes philippinarum (Manila clam), 4413 nucleotides long. Its product is annotated as zinc finger protein 83-like. The transcript is spliced from 6 exons. NCBI's taxonomy places the organism in Eukaryota, Metazoa, Mollusca, Bivalvia, Venerida, Veneridae. The record is from RefSeq and is a predicted model, not a curated record. Bases 173 to 2446 code for a protein of 757 amino acids.